UGCUCGGCCGGCCAGCGUGAGAGAAAGCGGGGCAAACAAUCGUGUUAAAAAUAGAACUUGAUUGUACAGUAGCCGUUUUGUGUGUCGCCAUUGGCAAGCCCGGCAGAUGGGUGGAGUGGGCGGAAGCUUCGUGCGGGUAACGAUGAUUGACAGCAAGGUUGGUCCAAUCGGAGGGCGCACCAGCAAAGCCUAUAAUGCCUAAGCGGGGGGAGAGACUGUGCCCCGGAGUGAGCCUCCUCGGACUGCCUGGGAGAGAAGCACCUGUAGCACGCACUCGGAGACGCGUCUGCCCAGCGUUACACACCCGCAGAAACUCGUGACCAUCGGAAGCAUGCUGUUGCACCAGCCGCAUGUCUUGAGCUCAAUCCUUGUCGCGGUCACCGUCGUGGUGACGGCAGUCGACUCGGACAACGUCACCGCCACAGCCCCGGGAAUGUCCGGCAACGGCGAAAACACGACGAGAACAGAAACGCUCAGUCCGCCGAGCAACCGCGCGACGUCUACGCAAUUCGCGACUAAUCCGUACACGACAACCGUCAGAGAUGAAACACCCGCCACCGGCAACACCGUCCCGACGGCGACAGGCCAAAUGGACGACACGUCGACGGCACAUUGGCCCGACCGUGAUCCCACCACCGCCGCCACGGUCACGCAAGUCACGCUCCCAACCGUGAGCAACAAUGACACAACCUGGAUCACAACGCCCGGCCAGGACAGUGCGACCUCGGUGACGACAGUUGCUCCAACCAACAAUGACACGAUUUCAACAAUAACCGGUCAAACCGACAACCACGGAACAUCAGCGACAGCGACCAGUCCAACCACCAGCAACAUGUUGACGACAACCGGGCCAGGAAACGACGUUACGGGCACAACGGGCAGAUUCAUGACAACGACUGGUCCACACGACAAGACAACCAUGACGAUAACACCGAGUCUGACCAAUCACGGCACAACUUUGUCGGCGACGACCGGUUGGAUGGACGGCGACGCAACAUCCGUCACAACAGUCAGCUUCACCAACGACGCCACAACGCUACGGACAACAAGCGGUCCGCCGAACACCACGACGUCAAUGACGACAAGCGGCGCGAGCGCCGACGCAACGUUAUCGACAACAAGCGGUCCGCCGAACACCGCCACGUCAAUGACGACGAGCGGCGCGAGCGCCGACGCAACGUUAUCGACAACAACCGCUCGAGCCCACGAUGACACGACAUUACAGACGACAACGGGUCUGACCAACAACGUCACCUCAACGACAACUCGUCCGACCGGCCGCGACACCACUUCCGUGACAACAGUCAGCCCGACGGACAACGGCGCAUCGCCGAUGACAACCGUUCCGGCCGACGCGACCUCCAUGACGACAACCGGCCCAACCGACACAUUACACACAACGACCGGUCCGACCGACGGCAGCACAACCUCGGUGUCGACGCCUGCUCCGACCGACGGUGACGCAACCACCAUAACAACUAACGGCACCACCCCGAUAACGCCGAUGAGUCCGACAGACGCAACGUUAACGACCGGAAGAACCGCCAGCUCGACAACCAUCAGCCCGACCAUCAGUACAACUGUGAUGGCAACCGCUACGUGGUCCGACAACACCACGCCCACCGAGGGCCCGACGACCUGGACGACAAUCACCAAUCAGUCCGACGAUGACACAACUACGGCCAGCCCGAGCAGCCCGACGGAAAUGUCGCCCGUCAGCACCACAAAUAGUCCCACCACCUCAGCGGCAACCUCAGGAGCAACCGUUCAACCAACAAGCGGCCUCGCCCCGACUUCGACCAACAAACCCACUCCGACCCCGCCUGGCCCAACCAAGGUUCCAAUUAUAGUUUGCCCCGCGGAACAGUGUCCCCUUGAAAGCGUCUGCCUGAACGGAACCUGCCAGUGUCUCUCCGGGAGUUUCUUGGUGGGCGACCGUUGUCUCCGUGCGCAAGUGUUUCCUGGGCAGCUCCACCUACUCUCCUUGACAUUUACCAAAGAAAUGCUGAACAGGUCCUCCAAAGCAUUCCAGGACACAGCAGCGGACAUCUCUGCUUCGCUUGCCGAUGCCUUUGCGGGUCAACCGGGCUACAUCCGCUCCGACGUGGUGCAGCUGGCCCCGGGAAGCGUCAUCGCGACCGUCAACAACAUUUUUGACAACACGCCGGCCUCUCAGGAGGCAGUCGAGCAGGUCAUCAAGGAUGCCAUCGGAAGCAGCUCCCAAGGCUUGUUGGUCAACGCGACAUUCGGCGGCACGAAGCUGUGCGAUCAGCCUCCGUUUCCCUGUGAUGCGACCACCACGAGGUGCAUCAGCGCAAAUGGUCGCGUGGCUUGUUCCUGCAAAGCUGGCUACGUCGCCACCGUGUACUCCAACACCAGCUGCAAGGCUUGUCCCAGUGGGCAGGGAGUGGUGGGCAACAGCUGCCAGAAAUGUGCCUUUGGAUACGCAGGCUUCAACUGCAAUGACUCCUCUUUGUUGGCGGUGGUCAUCGUCUCCUGCGUUCUCGGCGGAAUUCUACUUAUCUUACUCUUGGCUUUGCUCUCUUACUGCUGUUGGUGGAAGUGCUCUGCAGACCAGGCGGAGUACAGUGACCCCAGCCCGUACUCGGUGGGCGAGUUGACCAAGCCGUGGCCUGUCGACAUCACGCCCAUUCCGCGCGCUACCACCGCUGCCACCUGGGAUGCUGCGUCUGCCAUGGAGAUGACGGACAAACGGCAUCACGGCAAUGGCGUGGGCUUUCUUCCGAAGCAGAAAUGUUGGAAAAAGUCAGGAUCGUACGAUCUCAGCCCGGACAGAAUGAAGACCUUCACAAGUAAAAAUCCGUCACGUUACACGUACCUGGUCCAAGGCCGCGAGAACCCCUACUUCCUGCCAGGCGACGACAAGAAAAAUUGACACAGCUUCUCCCAACACCUUUCGAUGGACGCUUAAAACUUUUUAUUUUUAUUUUUAAAUCAAAGAGGGUGACGAUGCACGGUUGUGCAGAGUCGAGCGAUGCUAACAGUGGCCAGUAGGUGUCACUGCUGAUUUUUGUUUUCCUUGUCGCCUUUGUGAAAUUGGAAUUGUGCGACAUGCCCUGUUCAAGCAAUGGUUUAUUGAAUGUGGCUUAUUAUGAUUACAAUAAGAAUCCAUAAUGACAAAAUAAGGGCUGGUCCCCCAUUCUAAAUGCUGGUGAAGGGAUUUUAAUUUUUUUUAAAAUUGUAUUCAUCACUCUAAACCAUAUUGGAAUGUUGAUAGGAAUUAUGUUGGGGUUUUUUUUGUGGUGCGUGUGCCAACUAUCACUUUUGUCAUCAUACUGCUGUUCUUUUCUUUGUGUUUUAUAAGUGUGUACAGUUUUUUUGUAAAUAAUUGCACAUCAGCUGAAUAAAUAAUUUAAAUUCAAACAGUAGUCAUCUCUUAAUUCAAAAAAAGCGGAUACGUGUAAUAGUUUUUUUUUAA
Molecule: messenger RNA, 3439 nt
Organism: Hippocampus zosterae (dwarf seahorse)
Lineage: Eukaryota; Metazoa; Chordata; Actinopteri; Syngnathiformes; Syngnathidae
Product: mucin-5AC
Exons: 14
Coding region: 332-2896 (854 amino acids)
Biological process (GO): cell-cell junction assembly
Source: RefSeq, a predicted model, not a curated record